UUUAAAUUUCUCGAAGUGGGGAUAUACUUCCUAUAUGCGGAAACAUUUGUCCCCCCGGCAUGCAGUUAAUUUGCGGAAGCGUAACGUGUUUGGUACGCUACUUACCGAAGACGAGACUGGUUCAGGCGAAAACAGGAGCAACGUCCCGGCGUCAUCUGCUUCAAAUGUUGAAGGUAAAGUUUAACUCCUCCAGGUUUUUUUGUUGUGUAGAUGUAGGCGGCAUGUUUACCCCAUUAAGGUGACAGCAUUUCUGUUAUGAAAUCCGGGGACAUCCGGGAACAUAUUGUUUCUGAAGAGCGCGCGGGGGGCGUUUCCAUAGAUAUCUGUAAGAAAGGCUAGAUGACUCGAGGCGGAGUCACCGACGUCCCUACACGGUGGCCAUCUUACUCCAGUACACCAUCCUGGGACGCUCUAGAGUAGCUGACAGAAGGUGAGUAAUCUACAUGAUCAAAAAUACUCUUUACUCGCUGAAAUCUUGACAUAUUUACAAAUGGUUUCGUUUAUCACCUUAAUAACGUGGCUGUGAGUUGGGAUUCUUGGACAUGCCAGAUUGUCUUUGAGAUAAAAAGACUUAAUCAUGAAGCACAGUUGUUUCACGGCUAUUUGUGCCCAAGGGCUAACUUUGAGUCGCUUUGCGUGAGUUGUCAAGGCUGAGACCGCAAUCGAGAUUUCAAUUUCUUGUAUUACAGCCUAUUUUUUAUUUAUGUAUUUUGUCUGAGUGACAGUCUUUGUGGAUGUGCUUGUGUUUAUCAGCUGUCUAACUUGGCUAACAGACUCGCUGUGAGUGAGACCAAGUACAUAUUACAAAGUUAACCCAGCAAUUUUACAUCAGUUGGAGAGGCAGAAAUGCUCUUUCAUGGAAGGGAAAGUGGGUAUGAGUGGGCAAGUUACCUGUGGCAAGAUGGCCGCCAUGCGCUGACGUUGGUCUCCAUUAAAUAACAGAGUGUGUAGCCAUCUAGCAUUAUACAUACAUACAUACACUCACCGGCCACUUUAUUAGGUACACCAUGCUAGUAACGGGUUGGACCCCCUUUUGCCUUCAGAACUGCCUCAAUUCUUCGUGGCAUAGAUUCAACAAGGUGCUGGAAGCAUUCCUCAGAGAGCUUGGUCCAUAUUGACAUGAUGGCAUCACACAGUUGCCGCAGAUUUGUCGGCUGCACAUCCAUGAUGCGAAUCUCCCGUUCCACCACAUCCCAAAGAUGCUCUAUUGGAUUGAGAUCUGGUGACUGUGGAGGCCAUUUGAGUACAGUGAACUCAUUGUCAUGUUCAAGAAACCAGUCUGAGAUGAUUCCAGCUUUAUGACAUGGCUCAUUAUCCUGCUGAAAGUAGCCAUCAGAAGUUGGGUACAUUGUGGUCAUAAAGAGAUGGACAUGGUCAGCAACAAUACUCAGGUAGGCUGUGGCGUUGCAACGAUGCUCAAUUGGUACCAAGGGGCCCAAAGAGUGCCAAGAAAAUAUUCCCCACACCAUGACACCACCACCACCAGCCUGAACCGUUGAUACAAGGCAGGAUGGAUCCAUGCUUUCAUGUUGUUGACGCCAAAUUCUGACCCUACCAUCCGAAUGUCGCAGCAGAAAUCGAGACUCAUCAGACCAGGCAACGUUUUUCCAAUCUUCUAUUGUCCAAUUUCGAUGAGCUUGUGCAAAUUGUAGCCUCAGUUUCCUGUUCUUAUCUGAAAGGAGUGGCACCCGGUGUGGUCUUCUGCUGCUGUAGCCCAUCUGCCUCAAAGUUCGACGUACUGUGCGUUCAGAGAUGCUCUUCUGCCUACCUUGUUUGUAACGGGUGGUUAUUUGAGUCACUGUUGCCUUUCUAUCAGCUCUAACCAGUCUGGCCAUUCUCCUCUGACCUCUGGCAUCAACAAGGCAUUUCCGCCCACAGAACUGCCGCUCACUGGAUAUUUUUUCUUUUUCUGACCAUUCUCUGUAAACCCUAGAAAUGGUUGUGCGUGAAAAUCCCAGUAGAUCAGCAGUUUCUGAAAUACUCAGACCAGCCCUUCUGGCACCAACAACCAUGCCACGUUCAAAGUCACUCAAAUCACCUUUCUUCCCCAUACUGAUGCUCGGUUUGAACUGCAGGAGAUUGUCUUGACCAUGUCUACAUGCCUAAAUGCACUAAGUUGCCGUCAUGUGAUUGGCUGAUUAGAAAUUAAGUGUUAACGAGCAGUUGGACAGGUGUACCUAAUAAAGUGGCCGGUAUAUAUGUAUAUAUAUAUAUAUAUAUAUAUAUAUAUAUAUAUAUAUAUACGAAGAUAAAUGAAUGUCACCGAGCUGUGACCAGAUUUGUGGUCAAAGGGUAGGUCACAUAACAAAUUAUUAGUGCAUAGAUAUGCCAUAUCUUCUGUCCAAACUUCACAGUAUUGAAGAGUUGAUGCAAAUAAGCCUAUUUGUGUGAACUUAUUUUUACUCAAUGAGAAUCGAUAAGGAAUCGUAUUGAUAAUGGAAUCAGAAUCGCUAAAUUCUUAACAAUUCACAUCCCUAUAGAAUGGAUUACAUAUUAACUGAUGAGGUCAAUCUCUACAAAGAAAGAAAGAAAGUAAAGGCAUCUUGUAGUCUUACGGCUAUAUUUUUCUAUAGUGUACUGAGGCAAAAUUAGAUCAUUCAGUUUUGUUUAUGCAGUUUAAGCUCUGCUCCAUGCUCAGGCUGUCACUUUUUAUUGGAAACUGGAGUCUUAACUCAAAUUCAGGGAGAAGAGUGCAUGUUAGACUGUAAUGAGCCGCUCAAAUUAAAAUCAAUUGACUGUCAGUGCAUCAAGUGGAGGAAGUGUCUUGUCUCUCCUGGGUAUGUGAACAUUAGCAUGUCGUUUUCUGUUUUCAUUAGAAAUUGAUCUUUUGAGAAAACUGAUGGCUUCUUCACACACAUUAGCUCUACUCUGCUUAGAUCUAUAUAACCACAUCCUGUACCACAACACCUUUAAGGGGAUAGAGGAGAGGUCUGCAGAGCCAUUACGAUUGGAGAUAUACAUGACAGUCAUUGUGUGUGGUCAUGCGUGUUUCAGUCUCACAGAAAAUAACCUGACAGAUGUUGGUGUAAAAGACAUGAUCAUAAUUUAUUCAAAUCAUUCCUCAUCGGCCUUGAUAAGCUUAAAUGUUUUGAAAUAAUGUGUGUGUGUUGGUGCCAUUUAUCAAACAUUUCUUUACGACUUUUACUUGAAGUGGAAAGUAAUAUUGCUAACAGUAAAUACCCCAAAAGCCCUAAAUGAUCAGGGAACGUCUCAUUCAAACUGUUAAAUCUGUAUAUCAACCAUUUAAAUCAACAGUAUGGAAAGUGUAUGCUCUACAGGUCAGUGAAGGAUGGAGAAAGAAAGUUCUGGUUUUAAUGAUGCCAAGAGGGGGAGAAAAGUUAGGAGACCCAAUCAACUGCCUGUGUUGUUAAUGGAUGUUUAUUGACUGUCAGUAUGAAACCAUGUGAAGCUCGUUCUUUCGUGUUAUUGAUAAGUGUCGACCCCGCUCAGCUUUAUGCCUCCCCCAUUCUGAGAUCAGCUUCCUGUCUGUCUCUUCUUUUGUUGUCCUUCAUCUUUCCAUUUUACCUAUUGAUUGGCUGAUAAUGUGUUUUCAGUGGUAGAUUAAUGGCACAUUAUCCUGAUAAGGGUGUCUGUAGGGACAGGAUAUGAGGGAGAGGGAAGGAGACAGUGCUCUUCAGUUGAUGAAUACUUUUUUUUUUGUACUUGUGGGCCCAAGAGAGGGAUGUAAUGAAACAAAAUAUUACCUCAAUAACUUUUCAUGAUGAAGUGAUAGUUUGAUUUUGAGCUUGUCAGAUGAAGUUUUGUCUGUUUUACUAAAACUAAAUGGUUAAAGUCAAUGUUAUGUCCACAAAUCACUGCAAUUCAUAAUGACAUGGUAAAACAAUCUCUAUCAAGUAUUAUUCAACUUUUGUACCUUCAGAGACAGUCAUACUUGUAAUACUAUUUUGGUUAGUUUGGACGAACCAAACAAAGACACAACUUAGAUAAGUCUUAAACUAAAUACUUUCAAGUUUAUACCCUAACUUAAGACACAAGAGCUGGUGCAACGGGCUCUGGCCUCCAGGAACUUUAUCAAAUCCUCUGUGUGAAAUUUUCUUUACUUUGCUCUUAUUUUAUCGGAGCAAUGCUGCCUCCCAUCAACUUGGAAGAUGACCUUUUAUCAAAUGGUAAAGAAAGUCAGAGGUUGAAGAAAUAACUGUGUUUAGACUUGUGUAAGAAGCUGCAAAAAAGUGUUAAAUGCACACUGACACACUAAGUUUGCCCUAUAAUCACCUGACAAAUCUUUCUUAUGAUAACUUCAGUGCAAGAACACUUCCAUAAAAGUUUUGUGUGUUUAUGUGACUUUUUUGGAUACAAUUCAGGUGCAGAUAUUUACAUUUAUUUUUGUACAUUAGAAAAUAUGUGGAAGCAGAUGCACCAACAGCUCCUUUAGUCGUAUGUGAUGUUUCUUAGGGCCUCAGACACAGUUAGAGUCCAAAUACAGAGGAGCAGUUUGAUCCACACUGAGAUAGAAGAGCAUGAAGAUUUAUAAUUUCAUACCCAUAACCUGUAUACUUUUUAAUUGUGUUUUCACAUCUAUUACAUAUAUAUUCCAUUGACUAUUUAUUGUACAGUGAUCAAUGUGUAAUAUUGUCGAAGCUGUAGUCUGACUUGUGUUCCAAUAAAGCUCUUUUGAAUUGACUUAAAUUGACAGCUAUCAGUCUAUUCUGCUUCAGCACCACGGACAGAGCCACGUCUGCCUCGUCGUUAAACCACCUUUCGCACCACAAACACCCUCAUGUAAUAAUUAUAAGAGACACCACAUACAUAUAUUGCUCUAUAUGAGGUCCACACUCCUCCAUUUAUUUGCCCGAUAAAUCAGUCAAUAUUGUGACACUGGUCCCGUUUUAAUUAACAUGUCAUUUCAACAGGCAUGGUUGAAAGGUGCUUUCCUGUGUGUUUGACAGGAGUAAUACCUGCAAUAUGAAGAUAUGAGUGUAAUUUAAAAAAAUGUGAUUGCUUUUUUAAACAAUUACACUUUAAUAAGUAUCUUAAUGAAACAAAAGAUGUAAUGUUAUGAAUAAUACCGUAUUUCUUUAUUGUAUUUUAUUUUAAUGAAGCAGUUCUACAACAUAAACCUCCGAGGGAAAUUCUUUAAUGUAAUUUUCAGUAACUGAUGUUUUCGCCCUGGAGGCUGACAUUGGAUUACAUAAUGAUCGCAGAAUACCAUGAAAAUAGUCAUGCAUAAAACAUGGGCGGAAAAUGUAUUGCAUUCAUUUAAUCCUUAUAGUUUUAGUUGUUGUUAGAGUUUAAUAGUGUUACAGGAAAUGCACGUGGAUUAAGCUGAUGGAAAUACUAAAGUAGAUAGAAAGUAGGCUGACUGGCAGAAGUUAAAAAAAAAUAAUAAAUAUUAAAUAAUGAUAAUAAUGAUAAUUACAAUAAUGAUAUCAAUAAUAAUAAUGUUAAUAAUAAUAAUGAUAAUAAUAAACAAUAAUAAUAAUAGUAAUAAUAACACAAACAGUAAUAAUAAUAAUAAUAAUAACAAAACAAUAAUAAUAAAAUAAAAGUAAACAAAAUAAUAAUAAAAAUAACAACAAUAAUAAUAAUCAUAAUAAUAAUGAUGAAAAUGAUGGCAAUAAUAAUAACAAUAAUAAUGAUAAUAAUAAUAAUAAUAAUUAUUAUUAUUAUUAUUAUUAUUAUUAUUAUUAUUAUAACACUAACAAUAUCAAUAAAAAUGAUAUUUUUUUUAAAUAAGGAAAUGAUAAUAACAAUAAUAAUGAUAAUAAUAAUAAUAAUAAUUAUUAUUAUUAUUAUUAUUAUUAUUAUUAUUAUUAUUAUUAUUAUUAUAUAAUUGUUAUUAUGGAAACAAGAAUACGUUUGGACUUAGGCUUUUAUCCGUUUGAAAAAAGCUUUUUGUAAGAAGUUAAGUGUCCAGUCUGUGUGUAAUGUGUGUCAACUAUAGUCAGAGAAAAAUCACUCAGGAUCAGUAAACUUUUAAGUGAUGCGUAAAAACCUAGAUUUACGCAGAGCUGCCAUCAGGUCUGUCUCUGUCUUACUGGGCCAACUACAAAUGCUUGACCUUCACAUUAAACUACCAGUGUUUUUUAAAUUGUCUUUACAUGGAAGAAUGAUUAAACUAUCAUACGUCCCUGUCAAACAGGCUGAUGUACUUGCUGGCACUUGAGAAGCAGAGGUAAGAUGUGCUGCUCCGGCAGUAAACAGCGGGCACAGACAGGCCUGUUGGUUCUAAGUGAUUCCCCAGCAGGUCGCCCUCCGUGUAUAAUGGUCCAUUAAGCUGUCCCACAACAAUAGGCUUUCCAAUUUCAGGAAAAUCAAUAAUAGCUCCGUCAAUUUGUGUGGAUAUUUGCCUUUUCAGUUUAUUCCUGCGGUUCUGAAACCAUAUUUUCACCUGGGUCUCCGUCAGCUGAAGAGAAAAGGCGAGGCAGGCGCGCUCUGCGCUGCUCAGGUAACGUUUCAUGUCGAAAGUAGACUCCAACUGUAAAACCUGUCUCCUCGAGAAAAUAGUGCGUGUUUUCUUUUUGGGUGACUUCUUUUCGAUGUUUCCUCCUCCGUCGUUGGGAACGGUGUCCGCGGAGGUGGAGCUGCUGUGUCCGUGGAUGGUGUCUGCGCAGUGGAGGUUUGCUGCGUCUGCUGCUCCAAUCGAGACUCUGUUCAACUCUGGAAAACAAAAACAAAAGAUUGAAUCUGAGAGUGAGGUUUUCAGGUGAGUGUUCUCCAUAAGUUGUCUAUCUUACCCGUUUGUUUCAGCUCCCUGCUCUCCUUCUUCUGCCUCCUCUGCUGGACUUUGCUCUGCCUUUGGUGGGAGUCAUGAUGCCCCAUCGCCGUGAACCUCCUCUCCUCCUGCUGUCCGGCUGCUUGACAGACAACAUAGUUCCUCCCGCUUGUUUGGAGAUUCAGGAUAUUUUCAAUCGUGAACUUUGGAGAGGCAGCAGGCCGACGCAGUGGAUCCACUUUGUUCAUAUUCUUAGAUACUCAGGCCCCCUUUGCUGAACUUUAGCAGCAGCAGAUAUCAAACACACAGCUGAGGGGAUGAUGCUCAUCACACAGGGUCGCAUCACGCAUUAUUGUGUUUGGUGCUUAUUGGAGGAGCGCGCAGGACGGUCCAGUAAAAGUGAGGGAGGAGGUGAGAGGUGCUGAGGUGACUCCCCUCCAACUACUUCUUAUUUAUCAGAGGCAUGGAGGUUAUUCUUUUUCCUGACACGUUGGGUUUCUGCAUUUUUUGCUUGAACACACAUCAAGAAAAUAGUUUUCCCCUGUCUAGUCUGUUAUAAUGGUGUAUUAUCCUUUCUUUUAUCAAAUAGGGGAGACUGGGGACAGUUGCAACAAGACUUAUUCCUCCAAUCCUUCCUAAAACUCCAUCUAUUUGAUGAUGUGAAUACCGCCAUGGUUAAAAUCUACAACAAGUGUGGCUGUUAUGUAUCUCUGCAGACAUUCCUGUUUCUGGGUUUGUCUUGCUCAUGUUAAAAUAACCAAACUGUGUCUCUGUGUUUGACCGGUGUCGCCGUCUCAGAGGCGUCUGACACAGACAACUUCAGCCCAAAGUUUUCUUGGCUGCAGAAACUCAGACACGGUUUCACAGGAAGAGCUGUUAAAAUAAAAUCAUUUUAUGAGUUUGUGAGAUUUAGAUUCAGACACUCAAAAUGCUUUCAUUUUAAAUCUGUUGUUAGUCGUUCACAAACCACUCCAACGAUCAGCUGAUAAUUUACACAGCCACCACAGUUGAAGAUAAUCUCUGCAGACUCCUCUAAAAACAUCACCACAGGUGUUUUCACUGCUGUGCAAACAGAUAUCACAGCAAGAUAACCAACUGUGUGUUUGUGUCUGCAGAGAUUUUACCUCAGAUGGUCCAGCUGGCUCCACAGCACCCCCACCUGGGGAAAAAAGGGCAACCACAGAAGAAAAGGAAGAGCUGUUGGAGGUUGUUUGACUGCUGCAGGGUAAGUUCAACAGAGGUUUACCAGUCUGGACUUCAAUGUUUAAUUUCUGUUGUUGACAAAUCCAAAUUAUCUUUACUUUAUCAUGUUACUCCAGUUUCUGAUCAUGAAGAUCAGCAAAAGACAACUCAGGAACUCCAGAUCGGGUACCAAACUAAAUCUGUUAACAGAAUUGAUCAUUUUCUGUGUCACCUGAUGAGUUCAAUCAUCACGUGACACAAAUCAGGAGACCAUCAAAAGUCUUUCUUAAAGCUCCUGUGAGGAAUUUUUGGUUUGUGUUGAUUUUGGCAGCCCCCGUAGACCAAGCGUUUACUUUCUCUCUCUUUGACAAUUUACUCAGAACAUGUUUAUGUUGUGUUUUCCAUUAAAAAAAAUCCCCUUGAUCCAUCUUAAAACUAAUUAACCAUGGUUACCGGAGAAAAUAUUUGGUCUGAUUUACUUUUUAAGGUCAUACAGAGGCAUUUCUAUCAAUAUCAGUCUUUAUGAUUAGCUGAAAAUUACUCAUGGUGGUUUUAACGUAAUAAAAAUCUGUGUUUCCUCUGCUGAGUAUGUCAUUAUACCUUAAAUUUCUCUACUACAGUUUAGUGACCCUUGUUUAUCUAUUAUUAUUAGUGUUUAUCUACUAUUGAUCUAUUAAAAUAAAUAGAUCAAGACAUAAAAACUGACUGAUUUGAACACAAACUCAACCUGUUCCUCUCUUUGUUUCAGUCCUAUUGAAGAGAAGCGUGAUCUGGUUGACGACUCCAUCCUUGAGUUAGAUUUGGAAGAUGCCAGUGAGGAUGAGGAGGAACAAUCGCACCAAGAGAACCAUUCACCCUGGAGACUGUCAGCACCUCUUCAGCUCAAGAAAAGGCUCAUUUAGAGGACGAGGGAGAAGCGACCACUGUGCCUGUGCAAACUUCAGCUGGAUCCGUAGUUUUUAUAUUGAGAAACUAGCAAACAUAAACAUUAGCAGGGC
Molecule: messenger RNA, 8853 nt
Organism: Xyrichtys novacula (pearly razorfish)
Lineage: Eukaryota; Metazoa; Chordata; Actinopteri; Labriformes; Labridae
Source: the annotation of a GenBank genome assembly